Molecule: messenger RNA, 1174 nt
Organism: Malus domestica (apple)
Lineage: Eukaryota; Viridiplantae; Streptophyta; Magnoliopsida; Rosales; Rosaceae
Product: cell number regulator 6-like
Source: RefSeq, a predicted model, not a curated record
UUAAUUAGUUUCUCAAAUCUCCGGGUCGGCAGCAAUCCAAACAAAUCUGAAGGCCGAAGCGGAAGUGAGCGAGAGACGACUAAAGGGAGACUCGGCAGGGACGAGUUCUUACAUCGGAAGGGCCUAAAUAAGCGUUACAAGAAAAAAAUUUGACCCGCGUAAGUCUACCCUCGGCCAGUCCGGGUUUUCCCCCCGACCAAACAGAGAGAAAGCGGUGCCGGUGAGACCAGACCAGAUCGGAUGGCGGACGGAACUGCGCACUCGCGGUAUGUGAAGCUGACGAAGGAUCAAGCGCCGGCCGAGGACAUUAAGCCCGGCGAGCUCAAUCAGCCCAUCGAAGUUCCCCAGUUGAAUGUUCACAGGUGUCACGAAUGUGGACAGCCUUUACCCGAGAGCUAUCAGCCCCCUGGAGAUGAGCCUUGGACAACCGGAAUUUUUGGCUGUGCUGAAGAUAGAGAAAGUUGCUUGACAGGGUUAUUUUGUCCAUGUGUUCUGUUUGGGCGCAAUGUUGAGAGCCUAAGAGACGAUACCCCUUGGAACAGACCAUGCAUUUGUCAUGCCGUUUGUAUUGAAGGUGGUAUGGCUCUGGCAGCAUUAACUGCAAUCUUCCAUGGCAUUGACCCAAGGACUUCAUUUCUUAUUUGCGAGGGUCUGUUAUUUUCUUGGUGGAUGUGUGGGGUAUAUACAGGUCUUGUCCGGCAAUCCUUGCAGAAGAAGUAUCAUCUACAGAACUCGCCGUGUGACCCAUGCUUGACACACUGCUGCUUGCACUGGUGCGCCUUGUGCCAAGAGCACAGGGAGAUGAAGGGACGCCUCUCGGACAAUGCUGUGAUGCCAAUGACCGUCGUCAACCCACCCCAAGUUCAACAGAUGAAGUCUGCUGACGACAACCAGGACUCCGCUUCACCCUCCUCUACCAACAACAAUGGCCACACAGAUAUGGAGAUGCAGGCAUUGUAAGAUUUACGCAAAGCAUCAUUUCACUAGGGUUUUAUGUGUGUGAGCUGUCGCCGCAUACACGGGAGGUCGUCUAUACAGUUGCUUAAUAUUAAUCUAUAUAAACCUCAGUCUAUAUAUAGUCUUAAUUCUUUUCCAUUGGAGAGAUCGUUAAUUUUUAAAGUUUAUGGCUUCAAUAUGCAAGCGAUGAAAGGCUUUCCCUUUUAUUUCCUUUCUA